CUAUCUUGUCGGUCUGUCUGUUUAGUCUGUUUGUCUGAUAUAUCUCCGAGGUCUGGGUCUGUCUAGUCUGCUAUUGUCCGUCUGUAGGUCCGUAUGUCUGUCUGUCUGUCUAUCUCUUCUUUGCAGACUACAUGUCUUACCUAUCAGCUUCUAACUCUUUCAAUUUAGACGUMUGUAGCCGUAUUAAGUGCCAUCAAUAUGCUUCUUGUGUUAAUCACCUUAAUGGGACUGCGAGCUGCGCAUGCUCUUCAAAGUGUCCGCUGAAGUACGAUCCCGUUUGCGGCACAGAUGGCGAAACGUACGUCAAUACUUGCCUUCUGAAGUUGAAAUCCUGCCAAGAUAACAGUGAUCUGUCUGUGGCUUAUAGUGGAGAGUGUCUGCCAGACCCUUGUCUUGCCAAGAGAUGUCCUCCCUAUGCAAAAUGCAAACUCCUUUCCAACAACAAACCAACUUGUGUUUGCGCAUCUGAGUGUCAGCUCAGCUACAACUUUGUGUGUGGAACGAAUGGCAAAACGUACCUCAGUGUCUGUGCUCUUCAACUGGAGUCAUGUACUACGAAUCAAAAUAUCACAGUUGCACAUGAUGGAGUUUGUGACAACGUUGCUUGUGGCAGUAAAAGCUGCCCACCAUUUUCCGUCUGUCUGUCUGACCAGUGCACCUGCCCGUUAUACUGUCCUCCUUCUAACAUCACUGUUUGUGGCAGUAAUGGCAAAACCUACUUGAACGAGUGCAAUUUGAGAAAAGAAGCUUGUGAAAUGAAGAGUAAUCUUGGAGUUCUUCAUCAGGGAAAGUGUUAUGACCCUUGUGACGCGCUUAAAUGUCAAUACGGCUCUACCUGUGUUCGUCACGCUAACAAGACCGCCUCUUGCGUCUGCCCAACCUGUAACCUUCGGUACGAACCAGUAUGUGGUAAUGACGGCUUGUCCUACUUCAGUGAAUGUCUUCUCUUACGAAAAGCCUGUCUGGCUGGAACUACAAUAACUGUAGUUUACCGUGGAAGAUGUUCUUGUCCAGACACCAACUGUCAAUAUGGUUCUCGAUGCGAGGUCCGUGAAGACGGCUUACAAGUAUGCACCUGCCCUGAAAAGUGCCCUCUUACUUACGACCCUGUGUGUGGAAGCAAUAGAAAGACAUACAUCAACUUGUGUUCGCUGACAGCCGAUGCCUGCAAAUCGAAAAUUAAGCUCACUGUGUCUUUCAAAGGCCGAUGUUAUGUUGGUUGUUCUUCGACUAAGUGUGGGUUCUACUCUAAAUGCAUCGAGAAAGAAAAUGGUCAGGCGGUCUGCGUGUGUCAACAACUUUGUGCUCUGUUAUUUGAACCGGUCUGUGGCAGCGAUGGACGCACUUACAUUAAUGAAUGCCUUCUGAGAUCAGAGGCUUGUAAAAAGCGACAAGACCUCGUGAUGCUGCAGAAAGGGGCUUGCACUCCUUGUGCUCUUCUUAAAUGUGACUACUAUUCAACCUGUAAAGCUAAACUAGAUGGAAGUCUCGAGUGUGUUUGUCCUCAAGAGUGUCCAUUAUCCUUCAAUCCUGUUUGUGGAAGUAAUGACCUUACUUAUCCUAAUGAGUGCACUCUGCAGAAAGAGUCCUGUAGGAUUAAGAGACGUAUCGUUGUGAAGCACAGAGGACAGUGCGAAUGUUCUGAUGGUUCUUGUGGUCAACAGAACAAGCAUCGUCAAUUCAAGCGCUCUUUACACCUCUCUAUUUCCAAUGCCUUACUCCAUAGAUCUACUAACCUCUAUUCAUCUAAUACUAACAUAUCUGGUAAGUGUUCUUUUCUUUUCUAUCCUUGUUUUCUCUUUACCUUACUUCUCUAUUACCUCUGGGUCGUAAAAUGGUUCGAAAAUCUCGAUACUAAAAAUAAAACAGAAUGACGUAAUUCACUUUCCAAAAUAAGUAUGCACCUCGAAGUUUAGAAUAGCCUCCGUUGCAGACUUUCAUGUGGUUUGCUUCCCUGUUGUGAGAGGGAAGGGAACCACAUAAUUCGUCUGCAACGGAGGCUAGAAAUAAAAUUUGGAUCACUUGAAAAUUUCUUUGUAAUUGCUUUGUUCGUGACCUCUUCCCGCCAAAAUUGAAGACCAGAAAAAGUGAAAACCUGCGAUUGUGAAGAAGAAAAGAAGAAGACCUGUUAUUAUGACUGCAUUUCAAAAACGUUAGAAUUGAGAUUGAAAAGUUAUUUGAACCAUAGCUAGAGAUUUGACGUGUUUUUGCCGAGCGUGAUGAUCACUGUAUGAAGAAACAAAGACCGGAUGGCAACACCUUGUACAGGAAGAAAAGGUCUUCGAAACACGACCAUCACAUAUUUUAGACGUCUGGCUUCAUUCAUUAUGGUCUUAAUAGAAAUAUCUACAUCCAUCCUUUUAUCUAUUCAAUCCCCUUUAUCCAUAUACCCCAUCAAUCUUUUUCAUCCAUCGUUCUAUCUUUUUUCCAUUUAUUUAAUCCAAUUCUUCUUUUAGUACACAUUUAUAUUCCUCCUUCAACCAAAAGCAUCCGCCCAGACAUUUAGAUUUUUCUUCCUUUCCAUCCAUCCAUCUAUAGGCCGAUCUUUGUUUACGAUUUUUCCUCAUUAGCAUAAAAAGAUUUCAAGCUACAAGCAAACCAUGAGCUACAAGUCUUGCCACACGACCAUACAUUUCUUUGUAAAUCAUACCGCUUUCAAAAAACUUUUACUUCCAAAA
Actinia tenebrosa (Australian red waratah sea anemone) is the source of this 2678-nucleotide messenger RNA. Its product is annotated as agrin-like. The record is from RefSeq and is a predicted model, not a curated record. Gene Ontology annotation, molecular function: protein binding. Gene Ontology annotation, biological process: multicellular organism development; cell differentiation. Lineage: Eukaryota; Metazoa; Cnidaria; Anthozoa; Actiniaria; Actiniidae. Gene Ontology annotation, cellular component: extracellular region.